Molecule: messenger RNA, 5315 nt
Organism: Danaus plexippus (monarch butterfly)
Lineage: Eukaryota; Metazoa; Arthropoda; Insecta; Lepidoptera; Nymphalidae
Product: serine/arginine repetitive matrix protein 2-like
Exons: 13
Coding region: 213-5225 (1670 amino acids)
Molecular function (GO): protein binding
Source: RefSeq, a predicted model, not a curated record
UCUUAAAUAAUAAAACUUGAUUUUUAUGUUGACUGACAAGGAAGAGUGACGCUGGUUAAUUUUUCUAUUAACUAUUUAACCAAUAAUUGGAAAAUUUAUUUUCAAGAAUAUUUUUUGGUAUAAUUACAUAUCGUGAUUGUUUAAGACAUUUGAAUCCUUUUUAACAAGUUUUAUUAUGUGUAAAUGUUUGAAGGAUAACAUUUGACGUCGUGAUGUCGGGCGGGCGCCUGGUGGUGUUGGAUCGCUGGGGGCGCGACGUGAAGUGUUUCCCUCUGAGGGCGGGCUCGGCCAGCAUCGGCAGCGACCCUUCCUGCGACGUGCGAGUGUUGUCUCCGGCUGCGCUCACUCUGCACGCCACGCUGGCCGUGCGACCGGCCGGGGCGGUGCUGCGCUCCUACGGACAGACCAGUGUCAACGGAGCCCGCGUCAGUGUUGCGGCGCUCCGGCACGGAGACACGCUCACGCUGGCCGGCCGCCGUCUGCGCUGGGACUAUGACCGUCCCGACAGACACCGCCGCGCCGCCUCGCCCGCGCCGCCCCUCACCACUGCCGCCCCCGCUCGCUCGCCAGGUCGCGGUCGUCGCCGCAGCGAGCCCGCGCGCCGGCCCGCGGUUCAUUCUCUCCACAGGGACUCCGCCCCCGCCUCAGCGGGCAGGAAGCAGGUGGCGAUAGUGCAGCCGCAGAGAAGAGACGCCAGCGACAAUAAUGAGAGCCCCGAGGGAUCGUCCGUCAGCUCGGGUCCGUCCCCGCGCGGCCGCCGACCUGACGACGCUCACGUCGGAAUACGCAAGUCCGGCCAGAGCAAGUCUCCUAAGCCGCUGGGUUCGGACGACACCACGAAGGCGACCCUGUGGAUCGAGUCCCGCAAGUCUCGCUCUCCUCGUAACUCUCCUAAACCUAGCCAGGAGCCGCCGCCGAGGAACUCUCAGAGGAACGCGUGUAAGCCCGGCGAGAGCCCGCGGCUGUCUCGUAAGAGAUCCUCCACUGCGCCGACCGUUUCUCCCAGAAGCGUGUCCAAGGUCCCGCGGCUCUCUGCCCGGGGGACUCCUCGCGUUUCCACCAAGAGCGCUCCUCUCCGACUGGCGGUACUGAAGAGGGCGCACUCCGCACAGUACAGGGUCACCAAGAUACAGGCGCCGCUCAAAAUAGACCACACCAAGCAGGCGGCCAUCAUGUUAAUGACGGGUCACAGUCCUCGGCCUCACGCGCGAGGACUCUCCUCGCCUUCGCCCUCGCCUCACUCACCGCGCGUUCUCAACGUCCGAGAGACUCCUUCGAUCACUCCUAGACGUGCUGCCGCCUACAGGACCCCUACCGGGAAGGUAAAAGAAACUGUUAAGAAAACCUCGUCCGGGGGGCGGCGGGCCGCGAGCUAUGAUGUGCGGUCGCCGACUUUUGCCAGUCCAAAGAAAUCUGCUAUGAAAGAUCCAAAGAAAAAGAAGAAUUUGAGAAAGACGGAAUCGAUAAAGUUUGAUUUGAGCAACUUAGACAAUUGCAGUAACUUGAGUAACUUAGAAAACGAGGAGAGACACAUAAAUUCUGAUAUUAUUUUGGUCGAGAGUGUUGAUGAUCGGUCUCAAGACAGCGUCGCCGAAGACGAUCUCACUCUACGUUAUUCGGAUACCUCGAGCACGAAAUCACCCUCCCCGAAAAAAAUUAUACAUUCGAGAAGUAGUCGGAUUAUUGAAAAAACUCUGGGAUCUCCCAUGACGACUACUGUAUCUGAAUCUAGUGCGUUGACGAAACAGUCGCCGCGGUCCAAAAAAUCUUUUAGGGGAAGUAUUAUCGUUCAGAAGGCGUUGGACGAAUCGAACUCACGAUAUUCGAGUCGAACCACAAAGAGUAUUUCAGACGAGAGCUACAGCACAACCAUAACCUCUCUCAUGACGGACGGCCUCAGUCCGAGCUCACAUCGAGAUAUAGAAACGUAUUCCAUAGUAGACCUGGUGACGAUAGAUUCAAAUGGCUCCGGGUCAUCUAUAUACAACUCUGUUGGCUCUGAUAGUAAAGCAUCAUUCGGAACUCCUCGAACAGUCGCCACCAGAAGGACGAGAUCUACUAAUCCUUCCCUGUUGGGUUCGAGUACGCCUUACACGAAGAAAACGAAUAAUCGUGAAGUUACAGACAAGACUGCGUCCAUAACAUCUUCUACGAGCAAGAGAUCGACAUCUAUAACCACUCCAGAAAAUACCCAGAACAUAUCGUUCAAUAGUACGAGGAAGUCGCGAGCCUCACGGAGCAGGUCCCGUAUUAAUGACAGCGAUGUACUUCUCGUGGUGGAAGACGAAAACGAAGAUUCCUCUCCUAAAUCUUCAAGGCGUUCUAAUAGAAGUAUGUUGAGUCCAAUAGUAAGGAAGAAUAUUUCUAUUACAGUGUCGCCCUCCGAUAGUCCCACUCCGGGUACUAUAACUCCAGAAAACAGGUACAGUCCACAAGAUGUCGGGACUCCAAUUCUAAGCAUUCAAAGCCUUUUAGAGCAGAGUGCUGUCGAUCAGACAUCCAAAUCCUUGAAGAACUUUAAUAAAUCGAAGAGAAAAACCACAGGAGCACUCUUCACGCGACCGCGAACAUCUAGACUCAGCGUUAAAUCUAAAUCGUUAAACUUGACUCAAAGGAGGUCUUUGCGAGCCAGAAGAGCUUCUUGGAUUUCGUUUAAUGCAAUCGGCACAUCUCAAGAUGCCGAACAGGCGACCACACCUAAGAGUGCAGUCAAAUUGAUACAAGAAGGAGUAAAAAAUAAACAUUCAACGGCCAAGAAGCCCCAAUCAAAACGCUCUCUUAUAGACGAUCUUGACGACUCUGACUUAGUAAAGGAAUUGUUUAACAGCCCAGUCAAGCGGAAACUUUCCCAAAGCAUGACCGAGUUUUCAAAGAAGCAGUUGUUCGACGAUGAUGUUCUGCCUGCCAAGCAAACCAGAAACACUAUAGCGGGGGCUGGCAGAACUCCCGACGGUUCAUUCAUCGAUCAAUCUCAAGCGAUCACUCCGGAACUAUUCGUCAGUCCACUGAGCACGCCAAGUGACAGUCCCAACCUCGUCGGAAUUAAGAGAUUGUUUGCAAGGAAUACACCAGAUAAUGACUUGCGUAACGUUCGAGGGGUUAAAAAUAUUCUACGAACCCCUAGGGCAAGGAAGUCUAUCAACAAUGACCUAUGUAACGUAUCUGGAGUCAAAAAAAUAUUCGGUAAAUCACCGAGGAAUAGAUUGAGCGACGUGAGAGUCAAAGAAGUUUUCGCCCAAUCACCGAAUGACGACUUGAGAAGAAUUUCGGGCGUGAAGACUUUAUUCCAAACUUCAACAAACGCAUUAGAGGACGUUCGAGGAGUAAAAGACCUUUACAGAAAGAGUCCUCGAAACGACCUGCGUGACAUAUCUGGUGUGAAGAACACUAUGAGAGCCAAUUCGCCGAGAAAUAAUUUGUCGGACAUGAGAGGCGUGAAGCAACUGUAUCGGGAACAGUACUCCAGGAACAAUAUCAGUGAUGUGAGCGGAGUCGAGGAACUGUUCCACGAGUCUGAGACUCUCGACACAACCUUCGACCAGCUACUGGGGCGACCUCGAGUGCGGGAGUACACCAAGGCCAACAGUUGCAGCAAAAUCGACAAACGAAAAAAGAACCAAACGCGAUCCGCGAAGUCUCUACACGACUCCAUCGGACCGAUCACCGACAAUGUGGAGGCCUGGCUCGAGAGUGAGCUGAAGAAGCGUGCUCGUGCCACGGAAACAGAAGCUUCCAAAUCUGCCAGGGAACUACGGAAACUGACCAUAGACACUGUUGAAGGACGAACGCCACUCGCGUCUUCCAGGAGCCGUAAUUCAAUGUCAAUAAAAGAACAGUCUGGUGGACGUCAAAAGUCCGCUUCAGAGCUAUACAGCGCCCGCAAGUUGCCCAUAAAGAAGAGGUCGCUGGUGGCGCGCGACGAUUCGGCGGGAGGCGACAGCCGGCCGGGCGGCGAGCUGCUGCCUCUCAAGAAGCGGCCCGUUCUGCACUCCACGCCCGUCAAAGGUCGAGAGCACACUCUCAACGCGUCUGAGUUAGGACGAGUUUCACCCAUAGCGCUCGACGACACACGAACAUUGCAGUCUAAUACAGAAGCGCCGAAUCCGAAGAACCUCAGGGUGAGGCUGCCCCAGGCGGCGGAGGAAGAUUUGGGAAAAGCGUCAACGAAGCGAACUCGGUUUAAAGGUGGUAGUUCAGCGCCGAGUCAGAGACAGGUUGCCGCGGAGAAGAGAGAAGUCAUGAGCCCAAAGGUCGUGAGGUCUACACGACAGAAAAAACACGUGGUAGGGACACCGAAGAAGACUAGAGCUAGAGUGGUGGAGGUUACUGUCGUGGUGACUAAACCAUCACCCGUCAAGAAACAAAUAAAGCGACAGCGUAGCGAUAAAAACAAACCUGCAAACAUUGAAGAAGAAAAGCCUAAAAGAACGAGAAAUGCGAAUCUUAAGAAAGAGACUUUGAAGGAAACCAAAUCUACGAAAGUCGUUAAGAAUAAUAUAAACGAAACGAAGACUAAAAAGGCAAAGAGAUCUGUCGAGGUGAAAGAGAGCGUACAAGUAGAAACCACUGGACCGAAACGACGAAGAAAGGCAGCUCCCGAAAACAAUGCUAAAGUAGAAAAUGAAGCAGUAGAGGGCCCUGUGAGGAGGCGGGGGCGGAAACCAAAAGAUACAGGAAGUGAAAGAGUGACACGAAAUAUUAAGAGGACUCUAAAGGAACAAUGUUCUGACACUGAAAAUGUGCCAAAGAAAAGUACCAGAAAUAGAAAAGUUACGGCAGUAGACACAGAUAGAGAUACAAAAGGAAAAAAAGUUGUUAUAGUAGCACCGAGCUCAAGGACGAGGAAACGAUCAGAGAAGAAAGUAGAACAUAGUGACGGAGAUACAGGAGUUAGGAGAAGUAGGAGAGGGAUUAAAGAUAUUGAUGAUACGAAGAAGAGUGACGCUAAGACAAAUGAACAAAAAGAGACUAGAGACAAGAAGACUACAACGAGGAGAGCGGCCGAGAGUGAUGGAGAGAAACGAGGGAGAACCACCAGGUCGACGGUUGCCGGGGACGGAAAUAAACAUGACACUAAGAAGAAGGCAGCGGCCCCGGGUCAGGAGCCGCGCCGCAAGCGACACGCGGGGCAAGACGACACCCGGGAAGAACCGUCCGUCGGCAGUAAGAGACGCCGCGCCGCCCGAGUCGCAGCUUCAGUUCCCGAGAGCUCCAGACGUUGUUAGCUGAUGUCUCGUCUUCGCUCCAGAUAUGUCGAUUUAAACUCAGCGAAGACAUCGUUUUAGAAUAAUCUAGUUUUUUAACGUAGUUAUAUC